Trifolium pratense (red clover) is the source of this 1206-nucleotide messenger RNA. RefSeq lists its product as uncharacterized. NCBI's taxonomy places the organism in Eukaryota, Viridiplantae, Streptophyta, Magnoliopsida, Fabales, Fabaceae. The transcript has 2 exons. The record is from RefSeq and is a predicted model, not a curated record. The coding region runs from base 1 to 1206 and encodes 401 amino acids.
AUGUGGAAUGAGAAGCAAAACAAUCCACAUUUCAAUGCCUAUAAUCUUGGAGGGAAGAAUCACAUGAACUUUUCUUAUGGAGCUAAUUCUUGUUUAACUCAAAAUAAAGCCAUUCCUCAAGAUCAACAGUCGGAAGAUCACCUUGCAGAUUCUUUUGAAGAUAGUCUUAUCUUAGCUAUCAAGGUGACUCAAGGAAAUUUUGAAGCAAUGAAGAUUAGCCAAGACCAAAUGAAAGCUAACCAAGACAUUGCUAACAAGAAUCAUGAAGCUUCAAUCAAGAACCUAGAAACUCAAAUGGGUCGAUUGUCAAGGCAAUUCGUGGCUACUCAAAAUAAUGGCUUUGAAGGUUCUACAAAAGAUAAUUCUGGUCAUGAAAGCUGCAAUGCGAUCAAUUUGAGAAGUAGAGUGGUUCCUUCACCUGAGAAAGGUCAAAGCUUAGAAGAGAAGGAUAACAACAAAGGGCAAAACACUUCAUUCCAUGCCAAGUUGCUGUAUCCGCGAAAGAAGAAGGCUAAGGAGAAAGAGCACCAACACUUCAAAAAUUUCAUGAAAAUGCUUCAUAGUCUCCAAGCGAAUAUUCCUUUUGCAGAGGCUUUGGAACAAAUGCCCAUAUAUGCGAAAUUUAUGAAGGAGCUUUUGACAAAGAAACGAAAACCUCUUGAUGAUGAGACGGUAGACAUGACCGAAGAGUGUAGUGCAAUAAUUCAAAAGAAGCUUCCACAAAAGAGGAAGGAUCCGGGAAGUUUCACCAUUCCAUGCUCUAUUGGAAACUUACAUGUUAGGAGAGCUUUAUGUGACUUGGGUGCAAGCAUCAAUUUGAUGCCCUUGUCUAUGAUGAAGCGCAUCCCGGGUGCCGUGGCUAAACCGACAAAGAUGCAAUUAUCUCUUGCCGACCGGUCAAUUACCUACCCACAUGGAAUUUUACAAGAUGUUUUGGUAAGAUGUGCUGAAUUUGUAUUCCCUGCUGAUUUCGUGAUUCUAGAUAUGGAGGAGGACGCUGAAGUUCCUCUCUUGUUGGGAAGACCAUUCUUAGCCAACGGAAGGGCUCUAAUUGACGUUGAGAUGGGUGACCUCAUGUUUCGUCUAGACAAUGAACAAGUAUGCUUCAAGGUGUUUGAAGCAACAAAGUUUUGUGGAGUGGUACCCGAAUGUUUCAAGGUGGAUGUGUUAGAGGAUGUGGCAAAGGAUGUGAGAGAAGAAGAAUGA